CAAGGUUGGCUACACAAAGUUAAGGUCCUUGCUCGGCUUGUUUAUCUUUUUACCACCGAAUAUCUAAUAUUUAUUGAUUUUCCAUGUGAAAUUAACGGUAGAGAUCACCGUCUCAUGUAUCCUCCUUUACUCAAAUGACUAAUAAGUCGAACUCAAAUGCUGCUGCGGGUUCGCUUAUCUUGAUGUAGCCCUUCAGAGAAGGAUACUUUCGACUUAUAUUUCAAUUGCUGUGAUCAUUAAAUUGUGUUCUGCAAGAUGAUGUGGGACGAGCCUAUGUUUGAGGCGGUUUGCCGUCUCUGUGCAGGCUCUGAAGAUGUUUGCAUCCCUAUAUUCAGCAAGGAUGGUGAUACAAGACUUUCAGAGAAAAUCAAAAGAUGCUUACCGAUGAUCUCGGUAUCGCAGGCUGAUGAAAAACCAAAGCAGCUGUGUUACCAUUGCCUGUCAAAGCUGGAGUUGUGUUUUGAGCUGGUUGAAUGCAGCUUGGCGUCAGACUACAAGUUUGACUCAAUAAUCCACUCUCAAAACGGCAACUUUAUGUGCACGGAAGCCACUCAAAAGCUGAUGAUGCCAGUGCUGCAGGACGAAGAAGACAAGAACAUCCCUAUGCAGGCUAUGCCAACCGCUUUGGAGGUGAGCUCGUUGAUAGAGCAGGACAACAUGUGGACUUUAAUGCGAGAGGCAGCCGAGGAGCUGCAAAAUCCCGCCUCCCAAAACUCGCUGGGCAACGUGAGUCCAUCGCCUCUUGAGCAGCAUCAGCAGGCGCAAGCCACGGUCACCCUUGAGCAUGUGGCUCUACACUCAGACCAAAUUCAAUCGGAUAGAUUGAUUGUGCUUGGAAAGGUGGAGGCCAGGGAAGACAGCAGAGGGAAUGAACUUGGAUUAGUAAAUGGCAGAAAUGCACCAGACGGUUGUGCAGACAUCUUGCUAAUGGUGGAGUUGAAGUACAAAGACUUGCUGGGUGGUGAAGCUAACGGGAAAGUUCCAACGAUCACCUACACAAGUCAAACCUCGGCUGUUUUAAACCCCAUUAAGAUAACUCAGGACCAAGAAGAAGAGGAGACAGUAGUGGAACUGGUGUCUCCUGAUCAAAGCACUGAUGCCCUCGUGUCUGCUCACCUUGCUCACCCAAUUGACCAGAGCGUGAGCGAGGGCAUUAAGUACCAGCAGAAGGCACCCAAGGCCAAGCCCCAAGAGAAAUUCCCCUGUGACAUUUGCAAGAAGCUGUUCGUGCGUCGCGCAAACCUCAAGGUCCACAUGGCCGCCCACUCAGACAUCCGGCCUUUCUCCUGUGACAUCUGCGCCCAAAGGUUCCCUUCACAGUGGGCCGUCACCCUGCAUAAAAGACUGCACAGUGGCGACUUCUGCUGCGAGUUUUGCGGCAAGAAGUUUUCUGUCAAGGGCAAGCUGGAGCGCCAUCGCCGCAUCCACACUGGGGAGAAGCCGUUUGUGUGCCCAAAAUGCUCCAAGGCUUUCUCGGACAAGCGGAACCUGCAGUCACACAUGCGGUGUCACACGGACGAGCGGCCAUACUCAUGCGACGUGUGCCACAAGGCAUUCCGCGCCAAGUCGCACCUGAUUGACCACAACCGUGUGCACACAAUCGACAAGCCCUUCAUCUGCCACAUUUGCGGAAAGAGUUUCAAGUGGAAGCCGACCCUGAACCUGCACCUAAAGUGCCACGCUGGCGAGGUCUUCACAUGCAACACAUGCGGCAAGAACUUCUCGCGCCGUACUGACCUGAAGAAGCACGUGCUGUGCCACACGCUCGACCGGCCCUUCAAGUGUGACGAGUGCGACAAGGGCUUCAAGGACUCCAAGUCGCUGCGCAAGCACGUCAAGAACCACGCUGACGGUGCCGUUGCUGGCCUCCACAAGUGCGUCAAGUGCGAAAAGAGCUUCCGCUCGCGCUGGCACCUGCAGAACCACUUUGCCAGCCACUACAAGAUGCCGUUCCACUGCGAGGUGUGCGGGGAGUACUUUGAAAGCAAGCCCAACUUUGUUUACCACCUCAAGUCGCACGACAUGCAAGAGUUCGCCGUGAAAGAGAACAACGCCACAACCUCAAUGGUAAAUCUGUAAUAUUGAUAAUUGUGAAAAGUAUUUUGGCUGUUCAAGUAUAUAAAUAUUAUUACUGUAUGAUAAUUGAUUGUGAUACAAGUACUACAACAACAAAACAAACUGCUGUUAUUUGAUCAUUUUUUUGAUUUUGUGUUCAUUUUUCUGUAGAAUCUCGACUUUCUCUAAAAGCGGAUUUUUAGACAACCAUUUUAUUAUAAAGAACGAUGAAAAUGUAUAUUGUUAAUUAGUGUUACAACCAUGUGAUUAGAGCCCAUAUCAGGGAUGUAAUUACCAAAGAUGGUGUCAUCUUCAGCUUGCAACUCUCAUUAUUUCACCUGACAUCCAUCAUUUUUUCAUCACAAACAAAACGCAUUUCUUGAGUUAGCUUGAGGGUUGACACAACUAACCCAACGCACCUCCUUCAUCCUCAUUAAAUUAAAUAAAUUAGUUGUAGUCUCCUGGACUUUGUGCUGUUAAUAAUGCAGAAAAUCCUCCACAUCUCUUAUUUUUGAGAUUUUUCAGGGCAACUUGAAAAUUUGCAUUUACGACUUUUCUGCAAAGGGCCAAGUUUCAACGAAUCAAGCAAUAUUUAAUUUUGCUUAUCCCACUUUUAAUCAAAAUGGAAAUUUUUAACCUCAUUAUAUUGAUUUGUCAAAGUCAUUUUCUAUUUUGCUGAUGUAUUCCAGUAACGGGUAUUCAUGUUUCAACAUAAUCGUGAUGGUGAUUGAUGUUUCAAAAAGAAAAGUGAAUAAUGCAACAACAACAAACCUCUCAUAGAUCUGCUGUGUAUAAAUGUUUUUAAGAUUGUAUUAGUUGGUAAGGUGUUGUAAAGGAAUUAGUUAAUCUGGAUUUUCUCUCACCUCGUAGGUAAUUAUUAUUUUUUGAUGAACGGUUUCAGCUAACAUCGAGUGCACGUUAAGUUGCACGGGAAAAGUAAAAACAUCAACUUCUUUCUCACUUAAUGAGGAAUUUGGAAGAAUGAAACGAUUUUUAGCGUGUUUUUCACUUUUAACCACGUAGUGAGCGGACUUGAUUCUCUUUGAUGUGUAUCGAUUGUGAUGAUGUUCUUACCGAAAUAUGAAAUUUCUACAAUAUAUUUAUUGAAAACAAAAACUGACUGUCCCCGCGGCAAAAAUAUGAUAUAAAUUGAUUGAUGCGCUGUUGCUACUGAAUUGAAUCCUAAAUUAUGAUUGUGAAUAUAUUUCAGACUGCUUUUUCAGUGAUAAAACGACUACAACUAAAAUGAAUUAAAUGACAUUUGUAUUUUAUUCUGAUUAAAAUGAAAAAAAAAUAAAGCUUAGCUGUGCCAGUAAAUUUAAUGUCGAUAUAACCACGGAGAGGUGGUUUUCGCGUAGAGAGCAAACUGCUUAUCUCUUUAAGGAAUUGAAGGCGGAAAUUUUGAUCGCCGCGCUCUUUUAAGCAUAAUUAGUUACUUAGAGCUUUCCUUUUGACGAAGUCGUUGUAAGAUAGCAUGAUGCAUGCGUCGUAUUUUAUUACAAACUAGGCGAUUAAGAUGAUUACAUACAAAUGUGACUAGUGAUAUCAAGCAUCUUUCAAGCAAUCUGUAUGAAGCGAUCUUUGAAGAUUAACAUUGAAUUAAUUGGCAAAAUGUGUACAUCAAUAUGUAAUAAAUCGGUCAUAAAUUAA
Molecule: messenger RNA, 3705 nt
Organism: Cloeon dipterum
Lineage: Eukaryota; Metazoa; Arthropoda; Insecta; Ephemeroptera; Baetidae
Product: zinc finger protein 391-like
Exons: 8
Coding region: 256-2079 (607 amino acids)
Biological process (GO): regulation of DNA-templated transcription
Cellular component (GO): nucleus
Molecular function (GO): zinc ion binding; RNA polymerase II cis-regulatory region sequence-specific DNA binding; DNA-binding transcription factor activity, RNA polymerase II-specific
Source: RefSeq, a predicted model, not a curated record